Molecule: messenger RNA, 429 nt
Organism: Diutina rugosa
Lineage: Eukaryota; Fungi; Ascomycota; Pichiomycetes; Serinales; Debaryomycetaceae
Exons: 1
Coding region: 1-429 (142 amino acids)
Biological process (GO): purine nucleobase metabolic process
Molecular function (GO): hydroxyisourate hydrolase activity
Source: RefSeq, a predicted model, not a curated record
AUGUCCGUCGACCCCAUCACCUGCCACAUCCUCGACACCACCAAGGGCAAGCCCGCCGCCAACGUGUUGUGCCAGCUCUACUUACUCGGUGACGUCAACGACGACGUCGCCGAGGUGAGCACCGUCCCCGAGCCCGUGGCCAUGGCCCACACCGACAACGACGGGCGGGUGAAGCAGUGGACGUUAAACCCGAAAAUGGACGCGUCAACCAAGCUGAAGUUGGGCGUGUCGGGCGACAAGUGGACGACGUUGAAGCCGGGCAUCUACAAGGUGAAGUUCUUGACGGGGAAGUACUUUGUCCAGCAGCAGCUGGCGACGUUCUUCCCGUUUGUCGACGUCCACUUUGUCGUUGCUAACCCUCCCGACAACCAUUACCACAUCCCCUUGCUUCUUUCUAACCACUCGUACUCGACCUACCGCGGGUCGUAG